Vollenhovia emeryi is the source of this 1461-nucleotide messenger RNA. Its product is annotated as coiled-coil domain-containing protein 113-like. NCBI's taxonomy places the organism in Eukaryota, Metazoa, Arthropoda, Insecta, Hymenoptera, Formicidae. The transcript has 6 exons. Gene Ontology annotation, biological process: cilium assembly. Gene Ontology annotation, cellular component: ciliary basal body; axoneme. The record is from RefSeq and is a predicted model, not a curated record. The coding region runs from base 283 to 1449 and encodes 388 amino acids.
AUGUGACAUAAAAAUUAUGACAUAUAGCGAAAUCGUUUACUUAAACACAUAUGUGUAAUGUUGGAUACUUUCAAUAAAAUACCAAAUUUGACAUGAAUUAAACAAAUUGUUAUAUCUAAAGAUUAAAUUUUAAAACCAAAUAUGUCACGACAUCAAAUCAGUGCCCUCAGUAUCGGAUCUAUAGGUUUAACUCCUAGAGAUGAAUUUUGUUAUUAUGAAGGUAAGGAAAUUUAUAACUUGAUCGUAUCUUAAACAUCCCAAAAUCUUUAUUGAUCUGUAGAUAUGAGUGAAGCGGAAUUACAACAGGCACUUGAAAAUAUUGUUUAUUCGAAUCUAUUCCUGAGGUUAGAAAAUGACAUUUUUGAACAAUAUCUCGCGCGUCGGGAUCCUGAAAGUCUUCAAACAAUUGCGCAAAUCUUAGAAACCGCUAAGCGCGUACAAAAAAUCGCGCCUCAACACGCUCGCACAUCGCCCGUUAUGAGCGUAGCCGGAAGUCUUAUGAAUGUUGGCGACAAAGAUUCAGUGAGCGUCACCAGCGUGCAAUCCGGAAGUCGACACGUCACGCCAAGUCUUUUAACAGCCAGAGUACCAACGGGAGGAACAAAGUCCAUCCGCUUCUUGUCGAAUCGUAGAAUCACGUAUAUGCAUCGUAUCGAAAUGGCCAACACCGAAAUCCGGGAAUUACAGAAAGGAUUAGAAAAGUUCGAAAAGACAUCGGCGAAGAAAAGUGUAUGUCUACGAGCGCGAGUGGAAGAAAGUCAGAUUAGCAUUCACGAAACUUGUAAAAAUAGGGAGGAAUUUGAAGAGAACGUUGUACAGAAAGGCAUCGAUAGCAUUACGGGGAAAAUACCGGCUGAAAAGUUUAUCAGAUUUACAGAAGAGUGGUUAAAAGUAGUCGACAUUAUAAUGGAACAAAUCAGAUUGAAAAUGACUACCGUAAAGUGUCAGAUAAGAAAAAUCAGGUUGCAGCUAGCGCAGAGAAGAGAAUUGGGCGAGGCUCUACGCUCCAUAGACUUCGAACAAUUGAACAUAGAAAAUGAAGUUUGCAUACAAAAAAUUGACGAGAAAAAUCGGUAUCUGCUCGAAAUGAAGAGAAUCGCGGGCCACUAUAACAUUACAUUGAGCAAACACAAAAAAAAGGUGGAUGGCUUAGUGUCAACUAUGAAUAAAGUGAGAAAUAAUAUCGUUUUCAAAAGACAGGAGAGCGCAAAAUUGCAAUCAGAACAAACUGCUACAAAAAUUGAAAUAGAAAAAGCGGAAAAACAGCUUGAGUCGAUGAUAGAUUUAAUAAACAAAUUUGAGGUUCCAAGUGUUAUAGAUACCAUUAAAACGCGUAUGAAGCUACAGGAAUUACAAAGAAUCCAUAAACAAUUAAGCAGACGAAGAGAGAUUCAGCGAAUAGUAACUCUCAAAUCUCGAAAAAAAUUACGAGACCUAUCAUAUACGUAAUAGUAAUAUAUA